AUGAUCAUCGGACGUGUGGAUGGCACACCCCAUCUAAAUAGGAUCUCGUUUUUCACGAGAGAUGUGGACCAGCUGCCGGCGAACCCCGUCCUUAGUAUUAUGCAUUUCACUUUCCAGUCCGGAGUCGACAUCGCAGAUCAAUCGCAUCUAGCAUCUAUACCCUGGAGAAAGUCGUUGAAGUACGUCUCAACAAUUCCAGGAUUCCAAGGGCUGUAUUGGGCUCCAGUGGAUCAACCUUCGUCAUGCCAGCAAAUAAUCGUUUUGAUCCAGUGGGAUAGUGGUCGUGGCUGGAGAUGUUUUCAACGCUCUUUAGGCUUCAGUAUGAUGCUUGGUUACAUUGAAAACAUUUCUAAUCGAUGCAUUCAGCUUGCUCUUCCUGUCGACAGCUUAUUCACAUCUCAGAGUUGUCUUGAGCUUGUAUCCUUUCAGUUCUCCGAGGCGCCGUCUACGGAUCAGAUUGCUGGGUUGAGGUCCAAAUGGAACGAUAUAUUCUCCUCAUAUCUCAGCAAUGCUUUAGUCGAGUCCAGGCUGAUUCAUUUUUGUGGAGAGUGGCUUGAAGUGGACAAAGAUUCCGAAGAUCGGUUUUUUGUUGGUUUGCUCUUCUGGAAACAUUGUCAGGCAAAUAACAACCAGGAUCGAAUUCAGCCAAGUGAUCCUCAGAAUCUCGAAAAGAAUAUCGAGGAGAUUCGAAAAGAUGCAACAAACGUGGUAUCAGCUUCCACCACUCCACUGAAUCAUAUACCUUUCAAAAUCUCUACUCUUCAAUCAUUAGGUCGUCAACCACUAUCUGUGCCAGAAAUAGAGCAUCCACUUUUUCAAACGCCUACAGAGCCUGAGUACAAUCUGGAUGAAUUUGUGUUAUCAAGUGGUCAGGACCGGCUUCAUGUGGAAUCUAUGAUAGAAGCGAGACGAGGGGAGCGUAUUGCCGGUGGACCCGCUGGUACGUGGCUUGAGAUGGGAUUGCUUUCUCAGCAUCAUUUACCGCAAAGGCUAGAGUAUAAUGCGAGCCCUAAUAUGGAAAUGAUAUCUUUUCGCGCCCCAAUCGGGGAUCCACAGGUCGAAAGUUCAUUUGAGCAUCUUCGAAAGGAACUCUGGGGCUUGGGAAACUGUCCUGAUCUAUUCUGGGGUAGAGACAAAGAAAUGGAAGAUGGACAGAGCAAUACAAACCUACUGUUUAUACAGAUCGAAGAAUCAAAAUAUCCAAGGCCAGAAUUUCAAGCACGAGUCCAAAAGUCCUUUCAAAGCUUCGCAGAUAGGUGUGGUAAGGCUUUACAGGACAUAUCUUACAGAAGUAUCGUUAGUCCAAUUCGAUGGGGUGUUCAUCAGAAUAUGGACAUUACCAUUUUUGAUGUCUCAAAAAAUGAGUGGGACCAGCGAUCAUUUGAAAUUGCUUUUUCUAAUUUCCGGGAGUAUGUUGACAACUUCUCAUUGCAGACGGAAAGAACCACGGCUCAACAUCAAAUUCAACGACAGCCUUAUGGACCUUAUAACGCUUUCAUGCCGAAAGGUCAAGGAUGGGUCGUUCGCCAUCAAGAUUCUUCAUUUGACAUCCACGAACCCGAGACAGUGCGACAAUUUAUGUCCUAUUUCAACUGCGAGAAGGAAGAAGGUGCUCGAAAAGAGUGGUACGGCGACUUUGCUCAACGAGCCCAGACCGAAUAUGAACUCUUAGGUCAUAUUGUGGAUUUUAUGGAAAAAGAAGAUGACUGGAUGAUUGCGGACAAGUUGAAAAGGGAGGAGGAAAAAGCCAACAAGCCGCCUUCGCCAGCGCCUAAGUCUAUCUUCGAUCUUUCAUGGGCAAAACCGCCGAAGAAGCCUGACAUAUCAUUUCACGUCAGAUAA
Talaromyces atroroseus is the source of this 1842-nucleotide messenger RNA. RefSeq lists its product as hypothetical. The coding region runs from base 1 to 1842 and encodes 613 amino acids. The transcript is spliced from 4 exons. The record is from RefSeq and is a predicted model, not a curated record. NCBI's taxonomy places the organism in Eukaryota, Fungi, Ascomycota, Eurotiomycetes, Eurotiales, Trichocomaceae.